ACACUGCACUUUGCAGUCAGAAAAAGUCACACACACUUGGAACCCUUUCGAUUUACUUUGGAAAACUUGGCACCAACUCGAUUCAUUUUAUUUAUUGGCUUAAGUUAAUUGCAAAAUGUCUUCCUCAGAAACCGACCGCUUUACGGAGGAGGAGGUGGAGCCGCUAAUAGCUUCCGUUCCGGUGCCAAUGAGUCCCAAUCUAAAUCUUCAGGAUAGACAAGCGGUGGAGUUUUCUCCAUCGCUGUCGGUUACUUCGGUUGAUGGCAGUCAGGCAACGGAAUCCACAGCUUCGUUUCCUGACUUGCAGGAAGUUAGUCCCAGUUCGGAACAUUAUCUUCGAUCCGUACGAGCUACUACCAAUUUGAGACCCAGUUCUGGACGUCGCCGUUCGGUUUCCUCAUUACAAUCGUCUUCUUCAUCGGCAACUCAUCUGCGCCGACGCAACGAGAUUUCCCAACUUUUGUAUUAUAUGCAGACCCAUGCGCCCUUAAAUGGAUAUCUGUCACGUCGCUUUCGUCGCCUUCGGACAAUGGCCUUAGCCGAAAGACGAAGGCUUCCAGCCGGAUCAAUCUUCGAUCUCAAUGAUUUCGGCGAUUUGGAGAUGAGGGAUCCCAAGGAGCAGGCUCUUCGGCGAGGGAACAGCGUCAGCGAUUGUAGUCAGUGCAGCAGCGAUGAGGAGGAGGUCAAGGGCAAAGGCAAGGUGCAGAAGCCCACUGUUCCCCCUCAGUUGGCCGAAUGGUUGUAUCCAGUUUAGGUGUUAACAACAAGGGUUUUUAGACUUUGGAAAUACAAUUGCCUUUUGUAACUAAAUUGGAAAGCGUUUUAGCUUCUUUUCUGUUUAACGUAAUUAAAGGCAAUUUAACUAACGA
Molecule: messenger RNA, 869 nt
Organism: Drosophila ficusphila
Lineage: Eukaryota; Metazoa; Arthropoda; Insecta; Diptera; Drosophilidae
Exons: 1
Coding region: 116-754 (212 amino acids)
Source: RefSeq, a predicted model, not a curated record